Molecule: messenger RNA, 3037 nt
Organism: Raphanus sativus (radish)
Lineage: Eukaryota; Viridiplantae; Streptophyta; Magnoliopsida; Brassicales; Brassicaceae
Product: wings apart-like protein 1
Exons: 13
Coding region: 129-2711 (860 amino acids)
Biological process (GO): regulation of chromosome condensation
Source: RefSeq, a predicted model, not a curated record
CUGUCUCUGCUGCUGGCUCUCUUCUUCAGCUAGAAAGAGAUCUUACGAUUAGUUUUUUCUUUUAAUCCCAAUUUUACCCUUCUCUUAAUUUCUCACCUAAAAUCACCCCCAAAUUCAACGACUCGGCGAUGAUGGAGCGAACCUACGGCCGCCGCAAGCCGGGGAUCCCGCCGAGAACCCUAUCCGACUCUCUCAACGACACCGUUUCGCAGGCGGAGUAUCUCUCCUCCUCUUCGUCGCCUGACAUCGAACCCCUCGACUACUCUCUCCUCCCUUUCUCCAGCCAAGAUUCGUGGCAUUCUUCUUCCACCAUGUCCGAUUCCCGAGAGGAUCAUCCGCGUAGGGCGGCCAAGAGAUCGAGGAACGGCGAGGGUUUCACCUCCACGUUGCUCGAGGCGCAGGAGUUCGGCGAGCUGAUGGAGCACGAGGACGAGGUUAACUUCGCGCUUGAUGGGUUGAGGAAUGGGCAGCAGGUUAGGAUCAGAAGGGCGAGUUUGUCGUCUCUCCUGUCGAUUUGUGCUUCUCAGCACCAGCGCCGCUCAUUGAGGGCUCAAGGGAUCUCCCAAACCAUAAUUGAUGCGAUUCUGAGUCUUAGCCUCGAUGACAUGCCAAGCAAUCUUGCCGCAGCCACCCUCUUCUUUCUCCUAACUGCUGACUGUCAAGACGAGCACUUUAUGGAAUCACCCAAGUGCAUCAAGUUUCUGAUAAAGCUGUUGAAACCUGUGACUGUCACUAGCACCCAGGGGAAGCCACGCAGUAUAGGAUUUAAGCUCUUAUCUUUACGUAAGGAUGUUGGUCCAGCACAGGAUGCAGUGAAAACGAAUGAUCCAAGCUCUACCGUUAUACUUUCAAGUGUUCAGGAACUUCUAGUUAAUUGCAAGGAGAUGAGAUCUACUGAUAGCUAUAAAGCCGAAACAACGAGACCUGAGCUAAGUACGAAAUGGGUGGCUUUGUUGACUAUGGAGAGGGCGUGCUUAUCCAAAAUUUCGUUUGAUGAUACUUCCGGUUCUGUGAAAAAGACCGGAGGGAAUUUCAAGGAGAAACUGCGAGAACUAGGAGGACUUGAUGCAGUCCUUGAGGUUGUUAUGGACUGUCACACUGUAAUGGAGCGCUGGGUGGAAUGCGACACACUGCCCUAUCAGGAUAAGAAAGAUAGCCUGCAUAAGCAGACUUUAAUGUUGCUUUUGAAAUGUCUGAAAAUCAUGGAGAAUGCUACGUUCCUCAGCACAGAUAACCAGAAUCAUUUGCUCGGGUUUAAGAAAUGUUUGGGUUCUCGUGAAUUCCGAAUGUCUUUCACAGAGCUCACAAUAAGUGUCAUUAAGAUGCUUUCAGGUCUUCACUUACGUGGAGAAGUUUCAAGUCCUCACAGGAACAAUGUAACUCCUCACUGUUCAAUUGCUGGUAUCUUGGUAGCAGAUCGUAGAGUUAACAAUGAGGUCGUGACAAUAAGUUCAGAUACGUGCUCAACUGUUGGUUCUAUCUCCACGAGGAAUGGGAGUCUAUCCCAGAGAAGUCAAUCCAUAAUCGACUUAGAUUCGCCACCUACAUCAACGUCAUGUUAUCAAUCAAGUGUGUCAGGAAAUGAGCCCACUAAGUCAACGACCAGAGUCGGUUCAUCCGUAGCUGGUUCGUUUGCAGGCAGAUUGGCGUCUUUGGGUAGUGGCAUUGCCAGAAGUACUUCAAGGACUAGUCAAGUUGAAGAACAAAGUGGUAAAAGAAAUGGAAAAUUUUCAUUCCUAGAUGAAGAAAACCAAGAUCCUUUUGCGUUUGAUUUGGAAGAUUCUAAACCUUCGAAGUGGGCGUUAGCAUCUGUAAAGCCAAAGAAACCUAGAUCUCAAAAGAAGAAAGGGUGCUACAAGAAAAGUAAAGAUGAAUGUUUGUAUCAGCGGUUCCCAAGCCAAGAGGAAUCAUCAAACCAUAGGUUGAAUUCCCAGGAAGAAUCAAGUGGCAGAGACUGCAGUAUAUCGCUGCAAGUAUCUACAACAAAUGACAUUGAUGAAGAAUGUCUAUGUCUUUUAUCUGAUUGCCUUCUAACAGCCGUUAAGGUUUUGAUGAACUUAACCAAUGAUAACGCUAUCGGUUGUCGGCAAGUUGGUGGGUGCAGAGGGCUGGAAAGCAUGGCUGAGUUAAUUGCCAGACACUUCCCGUCUUUCACAAGAUCUCCUCUUUUCAAUGAGAUGGAAAAGACAGGAUCUUCCCAUCAGAAGAAAGAGAAACAUCUUACAGAUCAGGAGUUAGAUUUUCUUGUUGCUAUCUUGGGUUUGCUGGUAAAUUUGGUUGAGAAAGACGGAGUGAACAGAUCACGGCUUGCUUCAGCGAGUGUUCCUAUUACAAAACCAGAAGGGUUGCAAGAGAGUGAACAGGAGAUGAUUCCUUUAUUAUGUUCAAUCUUUCUCACCAAUCAAGGAUCAGCAGACACCAAAGAAGAAACAACUCCUUUCACCUUAGAUGACGAAGAAGCUGUUUUAGAAGGGGAAAAGGAAGCGGAAAAGAUGAUAGUGGAGGCAUACUCUGCUCUACUCCUCGCUUUUCUUUCAACUGAAAGUAGAAGUAUACGCAACUCCAUCAAAGACUAUCUCCCAAAACGCAAUCUCGCAAUUUUAGUACCGGUCUUGGAGAGAUUUGUGGCAUUUCACACGACUCUAAACAUGAUCCCUCCGGAGACACAUAAAGCAGUGAUGGAAGUAAUUGAAUCCUGCAAACUACCGUGAAAGGGAUCAGAAAGGGCAAAUCAAUUCUUCUUCUCUCAUUUUUCUUUGUACAGAUUCUGGAAGAAAAAAAAACUUGGAAUGCUUUGGGGGUUAUCACUGACUUUUGGUGAUCAUAGACUCUAUAGUUCAUAGUAGUGAUCAUGUUCAUUGUAUGAUAUAAGGCUAUACAAGUAGUAUGUUCAAAAUCUUUGUUUUAGAGUUUGUUUUUCCUUGUCUGUCACGGCUUAGGGUUGUUUUAGCUGUCUUUUACUUGUAAACUCCAAUUCUUUUGUAGUUUUCUUGAUACCCUUGAUCAUCAUAUAUACAAAGUUUGCUUUAACGACUUA